CUACCGUCUAUCCGUUCUUGUCUGUCCACUAUAGCGAUCAUUGAUGUCUGCCUAAUUCUCACUCAUCGCGCAUUGCCUUCUUCCAUCUCUUCAUCAAAGGAGACGACUCUCCGACUUGAUCAAAAGAUAGUGCGCAAACCCACACACAGACUCCCUAAGCAAAACACAACACUGCACCAACACGCCACUAGUAUCCACUACCCUCCAACAUACUUUCCGAAGCCCCAAAAGCUCAUCUCAAACUCUCAAACAAUCGCCUGUUCACGUAUCCAUUGUUUGUUUCCCCAAACGCUUACCUCCGCAUGCAUUUCCAACCAAACAUCUACCAACCCCAUCUCAACACCGCAUGUAACCCUCCCUUUCAAUCAUCAUCCUGUUGCCAGAAGAACCAAGAAAAGAAAAGAAAAGAAAAGAAAAGAAAACAACAGCAUGACUAGCCGUACACGGAGAAAAAGACCACCCAGCAUGUCACUCAGCUGUCGCAUCACCACGGUGCGUCAAGAUGACCUAGCGCAAGGCGUGCCGGCCCGCCUCAAGUCUACUACUUACAUACUUACUCUCCCUCCUCACGUCGUUUGA
Messenger RNA from Periconia digitata, 579 nucleotides. The record is from the annotation of a GenBank genome assembly. NCBI's taxonomy places the organism in Eukaryota, Fungi, Ascomycota, Dothideomycetes, Pleosporales, Periconiaceae.